AUGACCGCAUCUAGCCUUCGCCUUAUCUCGACUGGCCUUUUAACCUGCGCCCGUUAUCGAGUCAUCUCGACAUCGCUGCCUAAAGUAGGAUUUAUUGGCCAAGGCCUUCUGAAAAGGAAUAAAAGCCCGCAGAAGUUUGCAUUAUUGCUAUCUCAAAACAAGUACCUUUCAGAUUCAGCUCUUCUUAGAGCUCCAACAACGGUUAUGGAAGACACUACUAAACCGUUAAAAUAUGUCGAUAUCGGCAUCAACUUAAGUGACCCCGUUUUCCGAGGGAGUUAUCACGGAAAGCAAGCUCAUGAAGACGACCUGACCGACGUCAUCGAGCGAGCUCGGGAUAUCGGUUGUGCAAAGUUCAUGGUUACGGGUUCAGAUGUGAAAGAAUCAAAACAUGCAAUUCAGAUUGCUAAAGACUAUCCUGGAUUCUGUUAUGCCACCGUCGGUGUUCAUCCGUGUCAAGCAAAACACUUUGAUGACCAUCCAGAUGGCCCCUCAAGUCUGCUCCAAGAACUCAGAGAGCUGGCCCAGAGUUCCAAAGAGUCGGGCUACACGGUAGCCUUUGGAGAAAUUGGUCUUGACUAUGACAGACUGUUUCUGAGCUCAAAAGAAGCACAGCUGAAAUAUUUCGAGGCCCAACUCGAUCUUGCAGUGGAAAUCCAACUGCCCCUUUUUCUGCACUCCCGAGCUGCCAGUGAAGAUUUUGAGCGAUUGCUAAAAUCAAGACUCGACCAGCUCCCCAAAAAGGGUCUCGUGCACAGUUUCACAGGCACAAAAGAGGAGAUGCAACGAUUAGUCGACUUGGGCCUCGACAUUGGUAUUAAUGGAUGCAGCAUGAAGACAGAGGAAAACCUUGAGGUCGUUAAGGAAAUUCCUCUGGAGCGGAUCCAGAUCGAAACCGAUGGCCCAUGGUGCGAGAUUCGGCCUUCACAUGCGUCUGCCAAGCAUCUCGAUGAUGGGCCGACUUUGCCAAAGUCUGUUAAAAAGGAAAAAUGGCAAAAGGGUUUUAUGGUCAAGGGGCGCAAUGAGCCUGUUGCAAUUGCUAAGGUUGCCCAUGUCAUCGCUAAAGUGAAAGGGAUAUCCGUUGAGGAAGUCUGUGAAGCGGCUUGGAAUAACUCGAUAAAAAUGUUUGGCCUUGGCGAGCCCAACUAA
This is a messenger RNA of Talaromyces rugulosus, 1149 nucleotides long. RefSeq lists its product as uncharacterized. The record is from RefSeq and is a predicted model, not a curated record. The transcript has 5 exons. Gene Ontology annotation, cellular component: cytosol. The coding region runs from base 1 to 1149 and encodes 382 amino acids. Lineage: Eukaryota; Fungi; Ascomycota; Eurotiomycetes; Eurotiales; Trichocomaceae. Gene Ontology annotation, molecular function: 3'-5'-DNA exonuclease activity.